Molecule: messenger RNA, 2459 nt
Organism: Brachypodium distachyon (stiff brome)
Lineage: Eukaryota; Viridiplantae; Streptophyta; Magnoliopsida; Poales; Poaceae
Exons: 14
Coding region: 304-2244 (646 amino acids)
Source: RefSeq, a predicted model, not a curated record
UUCCUGAAUCCUGAGCGGCAGCCCUCCCUCCUUCUAGGUCCUAUCCAUCUCGGGGCCGAGCGUCUCAGCCCCCUCGCUUCGUCUUCCUUCUCGCGCUCGACUGGAUUCCAGUAGCGCAAGCGCCGGCGGCGCCGGGUUGAUCCUCCCUUCGAUCCUCUCGCUCCCAAUCGUUCUCCUCCCAUCGCCCCACGAACCGAUUCUGCCCUUUAGCUUUCAUAUCCUUAAUCUCCCCCAAUUCGUGACUGAGGCGGCCGCUCUUCCUACCUUGCCCUACUGGUCCUCCGCCCGUGGAUAUAUUAGUUGAUGGAAACAGUAGAGCUGGAAGAAGUUGAGAACUGUGUGGUGAAGCUGAGGAGCAAUCCUCAGCGGCACAGGAAUAAAGUUUAUGUCGGCUGUGGGGCUGGAUUUGGGGGCGACCGUCCCAUGGCUGCUUUGAAGUUAUUGGAGAGGGUCAAAGAACUUAACUACAUAGUACUUGAGUGUUUGGCUGAGCGAACACUUGCAGAUCGCUACCAAGCUAUGGUCUCCGGAGGGAAAGGAUAUGAUCCCCGAGUUAAGGAGUGGUUGUCCGUGCUUCUACCCAUGGCUUUGGAUCGAGAAGUUUGCAUAAUAACUAACAUGGGCGCAAUUGAUCCGCCUGGAGCUCAGAAAGAAGUACUGGACCUUGCAUCAAAUUUAGGACUGGAGAUAACCGUUGCUGUAGCUUAUGAAUCAUCAAGUUCAAGUCCAGGGAGCUGUGUAUUAUCGGACGAAUCAAUUGGAGUGGGACAGGGCAGAAGCACAUAUCUUGGUGCAGCCUCCAUUGUGCAUUGCCUGGAAAAUUACAAGCCACAUGUCGUUGUUACUUCUCGGGUUGCUGAUGCUGCACUAUUCUUAGCACCUAUGGUCUACGAAUUGGGUUGGAAUUGGAAUGACUUUGAGAAGUUGGCACAAGGGACAUUAGCUAGUCAUCUUCUGGAAUGUGGUUGUCAGCUCACUGGAGGAUAUUUCAUGCACCCUGGAGAUGCAUAUCGAGAUUUUUCUUUUGAGCAGCUUCUGGAUUUGUCUCUUCCAUAUGCGGAAGUGAGUUGCGAAGGAGAAGUUUUUGUUGGGAAGGCAAAUGAUAGUGGAGGUCUUCUGAGCUAUAGCACUUGUGCAGAACAGCUUCUGUAUGAAGUUGGAGAUCCUGCAAACUACAUCACUCCUGAUUUGGUUGUAGACUUCAGUGAUGUGCAGUUCCAUCAAAUAUCAAAAGACAAGGUUCACUGCAUUGGAGCAAAACCAUCUAAUCCUUGUCGGCCUGAAAAACUCCUCCAAUUGUUACCUACUGAAAUUGGAUGGAAAGGCUGGGGAGAGAUAUCAUAUGGGGGACAAGAGUGUUUAAGGCGCACUCAGGCAGCAGAAUACCUUGUUAGGUCAUGGAUGGAUGAAAGAUAUCCCAACAUUGAAGAAAAUAUUGUCUCAUACAUUAUGGGAUAUGAUAGUUUGAAAGCUAUUGGAGGUAAUAAAGGAAGUUACUGUGCCAAGGAAGUGAUAGAUGCUAGACUUCGGAUGGAUGGGCUGUUUGAGCAGGAGGAGCAUGCUGAUGGAUUUGUUGAGGAGUUUACUGCACUUUAUACAAAUGGUCCAGCUGGGGGUGGUGGCAUUAGCACUGGACGAAAGAAGGAAAUGAUUCUGCAAAAGUUGCUGAUUGAUAGGGAAAAUAUCUUCUGGCAAGCCAAUGUGAAGAACUCAGUCAUUCCUACUUCACAGAAUCAGUCUACAGACGCUGAGAAGGGUCGUGUGAAUAUUUUACAUGAUAACAGGUAUGCAGGAAGUUAUACAAGGGGCAUUCAACAUUUCAAUACAAACUUGGAAGAACCACCAUCUCCUGUAUCUGCUCCAUCUGGAUCAGAGAUUGCUCUCUACCAUGUAGCCCACAGCAGAGCCGGUGAUAAAGGAAAUGAUCUGAAUUUGUCCAUCAUUCCUCAUUUCCCUCGUGACAUUGUCCGGCUCAGGACUGUGAUAACUCCUGAUUGGGUGAAGAAUGCUGUUUUACCCUUGCUUGAUUUUUCACCAUUUCCAAAUGACCGAGCAAUCAUGCGUCGAGAUAAUAUACUUGAGCAUGUAGUCGUUGAAAUUUAUGAUGUCCCAGGCAUCAGCUCUCUGAACAUUGUUGUGAGGAGUAUCCUCGACGGUGGUGUGAACUGCUCCCGAAGGAUAGAUCGGCACGGAAAGACACUGUCAGAUCUCAUCUUGUGCCAGAAAGUAAUCUUGCCUCUGUGAUUGCAAGUGAUAAACCACUAGCACCCAGUGUGGUGUCGAGGAUAUCUGAAAUCACCUACCAAUCUUUUAUUCUUGUGUAAAACAUGCUAAUAACACAGGUGAAAUGAGCAUGUUUAUUGUAUCUUUAUCUUUACUUAUAUAAAGAUCCGAAUUAGGGGUCGUCCGUUCACAUGAGACUACUGCUAUAAAAUGAAUGUAAUUAUACAUAUUCAAUA